UUUGAAUAGAGUUAGGGCCCUGUCCACAAGUAUCCUGAUAUUUUUGAACCCUCAACUUUUUCUUCACGGGUUGGCUUCCCAUCAACAUAUCCGUGGACCUGUGUACUGGCAUGCAUUAUGGGCGCUGUAAUGAAACAUUUUUCUUGACCAAAGCCAUGAGUUGCGAGAAGACCUUCUAUCGAAAACUAAUAUCAAGUUCUUCACCAAGUAAUUGCAGCCAAAUGUACAACGUUCACGUGUAUGAUUGCUACAAAGAAACCCUCUUACAGUGUUACCGUGAUGCGAUAACAAACUGGCAACUACACGUCAGGGUGGGGCUACUCACCCUGGAUGCUUUUGGGGAGGCACAGUUUUACUGUUCUACCAAUAAAACCAUUAGAAAGCUGACAGAAAUGCCAGAUGAAGUUAGGAAACAUUUUCCAUGUUCAGAUGAGUACUUGGAAAAGGGACAAAAAUGUGCUGAUAAAGUUAGGAAUAUUCUUGCAAAUAAUCCAAGGGAUCGAUCAUUGUGCAGAGAGUACUCGCUGAGUGUCUUAUGUACACAAAAUGUCGCCAAGGCACACUGCAAUACAACAAUUGAGAUUCCUGGACAUCUUGGAGGAAAUCCAUUCUGUCCUGAAGAGAUGGUCGAGAAUGAUGGCAAAGAGGACGUGACCGAAAUCACUUCAAAACAACUGACUGAAGAUAACAAAGAUAAGGAUGUGGUCGAGAAUGAUGGCAAAGAGGACGUGACCGAAGUCACUUCUUAUUCUGAAGAUAACACAGAUAAGGAUGCAAAAGCAAUGGUUGAGACAAGUGUACCUUCGACAAGCUUGGCUGACAUUCAUCAUCCGGCAUGUUGGCAGUCUUGGUUUCUGGUUGCUAUGUUGGGCAUUUUGUUCUUUAACGCAUAGACCGAGAAUUUCUCCGUCACAGUUCUUGUUUUAAAUAUAACACGAAGG
Actinia tenebrosa (Australian red waratah sea anemone) is the source of this 941-nucleotide messenger RNA. RefSeq lists its product as uncharacterized. Lineage: Eukaryota; Metazoa; Cnidaria; Anthozoa; Actiniaria; Actiniidae. The record is from RefSeq and is a predicted model, not a curated record.